Molecule: messenger RNA, 1427 nt
Organism: Suillus discolor
Lineage: Eukaryota; Fungi; Basidiomycota; Agaricomycetes; Boletales; Suillaceae
Product: acid protease
Exons: 8
Coding region: 17-1306 (429 amino acids)
Biological process (GO): proteolysis
Molecular function (GO): aspartic-type endopeptidase activity
Source: RefSeq, a predicted model, not a curated record
CAUACUUCUAGUAUAAAUGGACUGUCAGCCCCAUCGUUCAUGCAAUCAGGCAGAAACCUCCCUCAUAGUCAUGCGAUCAUUCUCCGCCUUUUUGUUUGCAGUCCUCAUCGCGGCCAGCAGGUCUACAUCAUGGGCCUCGGUCACCAUCCCAUUGAGAAAGCUUGAGUUUACUGGGUCGUACCUUCAAGGUUCUCCACACGCUGAUCGUGCCCGAGCAGCAUCGUUCUUAGAGACAACCAGUGGCCCAGAGACCAUCCCGGCUACAAGCAUGGGAUACCAGUACACCGUGAGGGUUGGUGUCGGCAGUCCCGCCACCUACUAUGAUUUACUUGUUGACACGGGGAGUUCUAACACAUUUGUUGGAACGGGAAAAAAAUAUGUCCGUACAUCAACCAGUGUCCCCACUGGACAGAAUGUCACUGUCACCUAUGGAACUGGAACUGGCUUUUUCAGUGGUAUCGAAUACAAUGACACGGUGACUCUCGCACCUGGCUUCGCCAUCAAGAAUCAAUCCAUCGGCGAUGCUCUGAAUUCCUCAACUUUUGAAGGCGUCGACGGCCUAAUUGGCCUUGGACCAGCUGAUCUCACGGAGCAUACACUGACUCCUGACACUGGCUUGAUCCCAACCGUCAUGGAUAACGCUUUGAAGCAGGGUCUGAUCAAAAAUCAGAUUUUUGGUAUUUCAUUCGCGCCGGCACCGACUCUUCCUGACACUAAUGGAGUGAUUACAUAUGGUGGCAUUGAUCCUGCUUGGUACAUCGGCGAUAUAACCUACACUCCAAUCACCAAGACUAGCCAAUCAUCCGGCUACUGGGGCAUCAACGUAACUCAAGCGACAUAUGGCGCACACACUGUUAUUCCUCAGUCAACCGCCGGCAUAGUCGAUUCGGGCACAAAUCUGGUCCGCCUUGCGGAUGAUUUCUUUUCCAGGUACUUAGAAGCCAUUCCCGGAGCCUACGUCGACGUUAACAAAACUGGCCUCAUUGUCAUCCCCCUUAUCUCCGUCGGAACCAUGCAACCCCUUAACUUCACGAUCAACGGUCGCGUGUUCACCAUGGAUGCAGCUGCACAACUCCUCCCAAUGCGCGAGCACCUCAACCCUGGUGGUGCACGAUACGGCGUCAUUAAUAAGGCCGGUGCUAACAGUGGGAGCGGCUUCGAUUUCAUCCUCGGUCUGAAGUUCAUGGAGAGGUAUUAUGUUGUGUUCGACGCCGAUAACAGCCGCGUUGGCUUUGCGUACACUAAUCACACCUUCACGAGAAACACGCCUGUUGCCGAGCGCGAACUACGUAUCACUGGGGAAUAACAAGUCCGAUAGAAUGGAUAAAUAGAGAUGCGGACGAUGCCAUGGAGAGCUCUUAGCUCCAAUGUGGUGGUUCGACGUACGCUUGAUAGAAUUUGAUUUUCGACGAGGAGCCAUUUCCGAC